AUGGCUGUUGUUUCCUGCAGUGAUAUUCAAUCAUUCUUGAGUAGCAAGAAAACUGAACACUGGAAAGCUGUAGGCAAAGACAUUGUACUUGAAAGCAAGUACUGCCCUGAAGCCGUGACCCAGUAUGCUGCAAAACCCCAGAAAAUCUUGGUAAAUGAUGUCAGGAACCAUCUUGCUUAUUUAGGGUGGAAGAUUGAGUCUUCGCGUGAAGGAGGAAACCUUAGAUUUCGAUACACCUCUCCUGAUGAUGCUAAAAGGUCUUACCUUUCUCUUCAUAAAGUUUGUUCGGAUUUAAGGGCGGCUAUGUACAAUGAGGAGAUUAAUGUUCAAGUUCAAGAAAUAGAGAGAAUGCUUGGGAUUGUUCCUCAAGUACCGGAAGAACCCAACAAGACACAGAUGCUUGAUGUGCAACAAGUUGUCAAUAGCAGUCCUGGUAAUUGCUCCAAACUCACGGAAACUUCUAAUGAUAAUGUUUUUGUUGAAUCUGAAUACUGUCCGCAAGCUGUUGUAGAUUGGUACUUGUAUGAUUGUAAGAAUAAGGAUACGAAUAUUGGGGUUAAGCCAGCAGAGAUGAAAAUGAAAGCAAAGAAACAUCUUUCAUAUAUGGGGGUGGGUGUUUUGGUAUGGAAUGAAGGAAGACGAGGGGCGAAAGAUGGGGAAAUUGUUGCUUUAAAUGGGAAUUUUUCCACUUAUUCUUUUGAUAUGGGAACCAUGGAUUCGUCUAGUGUAAUGCAGUCGAGAAAGAGGACGAGGGAGGUUGAUUUAUCUACUCCUGAAUUGCAGUUGUGUGAAACUGAAGAUAAUGUAUGUCAGAUGAAGGUUGAAUCAGCAAUAGGAUAUGAAGGCAAUAAGAAGCUGAAGACUUUGAAGGACGAAAAAACUAGCCCACCAAAGCGGAGAAGACAAAAGAAAAUUUUGAAUAUGUGCAGAUUAGGAGACAGACAGAAAGGUACUAAACGAAUAUCGCGAUCAAGCAAAAGAGUGCGGCAGGGGGUAGUUCCUAGUUCGUCCAAUGUGAAUCCUCGAACUGUCCUGUCUUGGUUGAUAGACAACAAUGGGGUGCUGCCAAGGGAGAAAGUAUACUACCAAGGCAGAGAGGACCACCGCCCAAUUCUAGAAGGGAAGAUAACUCGUGAUGGAAUCAAAUGCAAUUGUUGCCAGAAGGUAUUUACUCUUGGUGGCUUCCAAACACAUGCUGCAGGUAUCACACCCCACAAACCAGCAGCUAGUAUCUUCACGGACGGCGGUAGAUCUUUAUUAGAUUGCCAAAUGCAACUAAUGAGAAUGUUUGAAGCAAACUCCAACCAUACUGUGAUGAAUGGCAAUUGGAAACAGGGAGAGAAUGAUGAUGUAUGUUCUGUUUGUCACUAUGGUGGUGAAUUAAUUUUAUGCGAUAGUUGUCCAUCUUCAUUCCAUGAGAAUUGCCUUGGUUUGAAGAAUGUCCCAGAUGGCGAUUGGUUCUGUCCAUCAUGCUCUUGUGGAAUUUGUGGGCAAAGAAAAACUGGAGACACUCAAUUCCCUGGGGAUGAUGAAUUUCUCUGUUGUUAUCAAUGUGAACAUAAAUAUCACAUUGGAUGCCUAAGGAGUACAGAUAGGUUGCAAAACUAUCAUCCCGACAACAACUGGUUUUGCAGUAGUGGAUGUGAAGGUGUUUUCGUUGGUCUCCGGAUGCUUUUGGGAAAACCCUUUCCAGUUGGUUCUAGUAACCUCAGUUGGACGAUACUGCAGUAUUCUGACAGACUUGAUGUUGAAUCGCUGACAGAGAGCUAUAGCAAGCUCAAAGUUGCUGUUGAAGUGAUGCAUGAAUGCUUUGAGCCGGUGAAAGAUGCUCGUAAUAGCACGGACCUUGUUGAAGAUGUUGUGUUCUGCAGAAGAUCACACCUCAAUCGUUCAAACUAUAAAGGUUUCUACACUAUUCUUCUGGAGAGAAAUGAUGAAAUUAUUUCUGUUGCCAAUGUGAGGAUCCAUGGACAGAAGGCAGCUGAAUUACCUCUUGUUGGCACUAGAUUCCACUACCGUCACCAUGGAAUGUGUCGAGUCUUGAUGAAUGAGCUCGAAAGGCAACUCAGAAUAUUAGGUGUGGAGAAGCUUAUCCUGCCUUCAGUACCUGCAGUGCUACACACAUGGACUAAUUGCUUUGGGUUUUCCAUAAUGACAAAGUCUGAGAGACUGCAACAUCUGGAUACCACUUUCCUAGAUUUUCAGGAGACAGUCAUGUGCCAGAAACACUUAGUGAAGACCUCUUCAAUCCCAUCAUGGCCAAAACUCGUCCUUGGAAACAGUAAUAAUUAUGAUGAUUUAUAUGAUUCAAGUCCCAAGUCUGAAGUGCUGAAUGAAGAGGAUGAAGAGAAGAAGAGAUUUGUGGAGGAGGUACUACUGGAUUGUCCAGUAGAGGAAACAUUUGGCUAG
Molecule: messenger RNA, 2409 nt
Organism: Dovyalis caffra
Lineage: Eukaryota; Viridiplantae; Streptophyta; Magnoliopsida; Malpighiales; Salicaceae
Source: the annotation of a GenBank genome assembly